Messenger RNA from Mangifera indica (mango), 1807 nucleotides. Its product is annotated as heat stress transcription factor B-2b. The record is from RefSeq and is a predicted model, not a curated record. The transcript is spliced from 2 exons. Gene Ontology annotation, biological process: regulation of transcription by RNA polymerase II. Lineage: Eukaryota; Viridiplantae; Streptophyta; Magnoliopsida; Sapindales; Anacardiaceae. Gene Ontology annotation, molecular function: DNA-binding transcription factor activity; RNA polymerase II cis-regulatory region sequence-specific DNA binding. Bases 409 to 1323 code for a protein of 304 amino acids. Gene Ontology annotation, cellular component: nucleus.
AUUUCCCUUUCCUUCUCGAACUCACGAUUUCUCUUUCUUCCCUCGCCUUAUCAUUUACUCCACCUCGAACUUUCUAGAAACAACAUAACCUAACACGCACGCUCACCUCUCUUCCAUCGUCUCCGAGAUGAGUCAACGUCCUCUUUCAAUUAAUCAGGCCGUUCCGGUGUAAGGUCUUUGAUUUUGAAGGUUUAUGAUUGAACUGAACAAAGUUCGUUCGAGUUAAUGAAGGUUCUGCCUAUACCAGGUACAAGAAAAAAACUAUGUUACAGUUAAAUUUCAUUUAUUUGUUUGAAUGGUGUCUGAUAAAAGUUUGUGAUAAGUUAGAUUAAGUUAAUAGCAAAGUAGAGGAAAUAGAUUAGAGUUGCGUAAUUUGGUUUGAGGGGUUGGGAUCUGAAACCUAACCCGAUGGCACCGGGUGAGCAAACGAGCGAAUCUCCGGCUACCACAGCAGCAGACUCGCAGAGAUCUCUUCCGACGCCGUUUUUGACUAAAACUUAUCAACUAGUUGAUGAUCCAUCUGUGAAUGAACUCAUAUCGUGGAACGACGACGGUUCAACCUUCAUAGUUUGGAGACCGGCUGAAUUCGCCAGAGAUUUGUUACCUAAAUAUUUUAAACACAACAAUUUCUCUAGUUUCGUCCGCCAGCUCAACACUUACGGAUUCAGGAAAGUAGUUCCAGAUCGAUGGGAAUUUGCCAAUGAUUGUUUCCGACGAGGCGAGAAAAGUCUUCUGCGUGACAUUCAGCGACGUAAAAUCUCGCCAGUAGUCGCUGCAAGCACCGUUACUGUGGCUGCCGUUGCAGGUGCCGUUUCUCCGGCGAACUCCGGCGAGGAGCAGGUUAUAUCAGCGAAUUCAUCACCUGUGGCGGCGCCUGUUACUACUAUGAUUCCUACGACGAGUUGCACGACGAUGCCGGAGCUUCUGGAGGAAAACGAAAGGUUAAGAAAAGAGAAUAUGCAGCUUAAUCAUGAGUUGUCUCAGUUGAGAGGAUUGUGUAAUAAUAUACUUUCGCUAAUGACGAACUACGCCGCCGGUCACUUUGAUACGGCUAGUUUACCGGAAGGGAAAGCGAUGGAGUUGCUGGCAAGGAAGGCUGAGGACGUCGGUGCGAAAGCUGAGGAAGCGGAGGAAGUAGACUUGACGCCGAGGAUAUUUGGUGUCUCAAUUGGAGCAAAGCGUGCAAGGAGAGAAGAAGAGGAGGAGAAUAAUCAGGUGCAUCAACCGGAGCACGAAGGUGUAUCAAAUGUAAAAUCAGAGCCGCUGGAUGGUAAAUCUGAUCAUCAUGAGGAUCCUAGGUGGCUUGAACUGGGUAGUAAUUGAUAGAAAAUCAUAUGAAAGUGAAAAUGGAUUAAAAUUGAUUUGACACGUGUCGGUUAGAUGGUUGAAAUUUGCCAAAUGUAGACGGUCACAUGUUUGACACGUGAGGAUUAUGGUAAUGUCUGGGAAAGUAGUCCUUGACUAGUUGUGUUUUGCUGGAAAAAGCAUCCGGCACUUUCGAUCCAAGAAGGGGCUGGACCAUGGAUUACAAAAUGGCGGAAAAGCGGAAAAGGACCUACAACAAAAAGCCAAUUUCUUCAACUUGGGUUUCGAAGAUUAAUUUUUACGGGUAAUGAAAAUUAGUUAAUUAGCAGGUUUAAGCCUAACAAUCGGAGCUGCAACCUGUAAUUUGUUGGAAUUACUAAUGUAUCCCUAGCCUAGCUUUGAGUUUGAGUUUGUGUUUGCAAUUUCCAGUUUAAUUAGAUUAAUAAGAAGUCAAUGUUCGAGUGGAUGGUGAUUUGAAAAUAUUCUUUUCUUUUUCCUUUCA